Messenger RNA from Ectocarpus siliculosus, 3180 nucleotides. NCBI's taxonomy places the organism in Eukaryota, Phaeophyceae, Ectocarpales, Ectocarpaceae. The record is from the annotation of a GenBank genome assembly.
AUGUGGCCUCCGCCAGCCACUGACUUCCGUCCUGGUGGCGGCGAUGUGACGGGAGCGAAAAAGAAGAAGAAGAGAAAGAAGAAUAGGCGGUCAUCGUCGCAAGACUACACCAGCUCUUCGACGGCGUCCACCGGAGAUCAUGUCAACGGCGGCGCCAGGGGGCCAACAAGCCCGCCCCGACCUAACGCUAAGCCUUCGCCAGAACAACAACAGCAACACCAACAACAACAACAAAGAGGCGUCGAUGAUCUCGACUCUGCCACUGGCGCUACUCGUGCCCGGAGAAACAGCGAGGACGUCGUUGCUGCCGCUGGUGGUGGUAGCGCCGGUGGUUCGGGCGAGGUGGUACCGAAGGUAGGCGGGGAUGCCGGCGGCAAGGAUUACGACGACGACGAGGACCAAGAUGAGGGAGUCGUGAUUCAGCGCGAGGGAAACCCCACGCCGGCGCUGGCCAAUGGGACAGAAGAGGCCACCAAGAAGAAGAAGAAAAAGGCCGCCGCAGCCGACGUUGUCGGCGAGAACGGUGUUGGUGGCGGUGGUAAAGACACCGCUGCCGGCAACGCGAUAGAGCUCGCGAAGAAGGAAAAGAGGAAGGCGAAGGAGAAGCGCCAGAAGAAAAGCCAGGGCGCUGAUGACUCGGAGGAGGUGGAGCCGUCCGGAAUUCCGUUUGCCCUCCCAAUGCCAGGCGCUCGUGCCACUCCCUCCAUCAACCCCACUGGUCGCUCCCGGUCCGCUUCCAUAGAGAGCGCGGCCGAAUUCUUCAGCACCAAGGGUCUUUCCGGAGACAAGGCUAACGGCACCAUCGAUGAUGGCAGGGGUGAUACUGCCGCAAAGAGUAACGCGGGAGCUAUCAGCAACGGCAGUGUCCAUCAGGGGGCCGACUCUGGCCAUGGCUUGGGGCGGCGCAAACGAGAAGAGGGCAGUGGCGGUGUUGGGGCAGCGACCGCGGCCCUGGGCAGGGGGCGAGUGCCUCGAAAGCACCAGGAGCAGAGGAGAGGGCUUCCCAUCUUCGCCCACAAAGCGGACAUCAUUCGCGCUGUCAAGGACCACCAGACCGUCGUUGUUGUCGGAGAAACUGGCAGCGGAAAGUCGACCCAGAUCCCCCAGUUUCUGUACGAGGCCGGGAUAACGAGAGGGGGUGCCGGCUGGAUACCGGGCGGGGAGUCGGGGGAGGCCACGACGGCGGCAAGAGGGAGCGGCAAGAAGCGAGGGCGGGCUCCCAGCCAGGAGGACGUUUUCAAGGGCAGCAGCAGCAGCGGCCCCGACAAAAGGGGUUUUCAGGGAGGCCUUAUCGCCUGCACGCAGCCGCGAAGGGUGGCGGCGGUUACAGUGGCCAAGCGCGUGGCCGCGGAGGUCGGGUGCGACCUGGGGAACACGGUUGGGUACACCGUCCGUUUCGACGACCGUACUUCGAAGAGCACUCGCAUCAAGUACAUGACUGACGGGGUACUGCUGCGGGAGGCGAUGAGCGACCCUCUUCUCUCGGCCUACUCGGCUAUCGUGCUAGACGAGGCACACGAGCGCAGCCUGGACACGGACAUCCUGUUCGGACUGGUCCGUCGCCUCCAGCCGAAGAGACCGGACCUCAAGGACUCUGUGAGCCUCCACGUGCCCGGUAGAACGCACCCGGUUGACGUCAUGUACGCCACGGAGGAUCAGGACGACUACUUGGACGCGUGCCUGAUGACCUGCCUGCAGAUACACGAGGACGAGGAGGGGGACGGGGACGUCUUAGUGUUCCUCCCCGGCCAGGACGACAUCGAGGCGUUGUCGCAGCUGCUGCGGGAGAACCUGGCCACACUGAGGGCGGAGAAGUCGAGGGAGCUAGCGGCGGCGGCGGCGGACGCGGCGGCGGCGGCAGGCGACGAGGAGUUCCAACGGCCACGGAGGCGGGGCGGGGAUGACCUCCGGGGGCAAGGGGACGGCUUGCUGAGGGAGACGAUGGUGUGCCCGGUGUUCGCCGCGCUGCCCCAGGAGCAGCAGCUGGAGGCGUUCGAGCCGGCACCGAGGGGGACCCGCAAAUUCGUGUUGGCCACAAACAUUGCGGAGACGUCCAUCACGAUCAACGGGAUCCGCUACGUCGUAGACUCCGGCAAGGUCAAGGUUCGCUCAUUCCAAGCUUCCACGGGUAUGGAGUUCCUGCGGUCUCAGGACGUUUCCAAGGCCCAGGCGACGCAGAGGGCGGGACGGGCCGGGCGUGAGGCGCCCGGCGUUUGCUACAGGCUUUUCAGAGAGGACUCGUACCUAGAGCUGGGCGACGCGCCUAUACCGGAGAUUCUCAGGGUCAACCUUGCCCAGGUGGUGCUGCAACUCAAGGUGAUGGGCAUAGACGACCCUUCCACCUUCGACUACGUCACAGCCCCCAGUCGCGCCGCACUGCUGAAGGCCCUCAAGACCCUGGCCAUGCUCGGCGCCUUGGACAAGUCGGCCAGGGUCACCCCGGACGGGAGGAAGAUGGCGGCACUGCCGCUGGACCCGGCCUUUGCGCACUUGCUCGUAAGGUCGGCGGAGCCUAGGUUCUCGUGCGUGAAGGAGGUUUUGACCACCGUGGCCUGCCUUUCGGCAGAGAACCUGCUCUUCUAUCCUCCCAAGGAGGAAGCCAAGCGAGCGGCGAACGAGGCCCACCAGAGCUUCUCGGCGUACGAGGGUGACCUGCCCACCCUCUUAAGAAUCUACGAAAGCUUCCUGAAGGAGCGAAAAGACCCCGAAUGGUGUAGGCGGAAUUUCGUCAACGGCCGCUCCGUGGCUCGAGCCGUGGACGUGCGACAGCAGCUCGCCAAAAUCCUUCGCGAGAGAUUGAGGAUCGACCCCGAGGAGUCCUGCGGCGCGGAAACGUCCCAGUAUCUCCGCUGCUUGGUGGCUGGACUCUUCACGAACGUGGCCUUGCGGCAGCCAUCCACAAGCGGAGGAGGAAGCCGCGGGUGUUACCGCACCGUGCUCGGUGGCAGGGAAGCGCAGAUCCACCCUUCCUCGUCGCUUUGGAGAAGAAACCCGCCGGCGAAGUGCGUGGUGUUCACGGAGCUGCUGUCCACCAGCCGAGAUUUCAUCAAGACCGUCACCGCCGUGGACUCGUCUUGGCUGAGGGAGCUAGUGCCGCAGUACUUUAAGCCUUCAGGCGCCGUGGGAGUGUCGUCGUGACAUCCCGACGCCCACUACUUUUGUCCGUCGCACUAUGAUGCU